This is a messenger RNA of Sitodiplosis mosellana (orange wheat blossom midge), 1750 nucleotides long. It is a transcript of the gene Sgsh, whose product is annotated as N-sulphoglucosamine sulphohydrolase. NCBI's taxonomy places the organism in Eukaryota, Metazoa, Arthropoda, Insecta, Diptera, Cecidomyiidae. Gene Ontology annotation, biological process: heparan sulfate proteoglycan catabolic process; glycosaminoglycan catabolic process. Gene Ontology annotation, molecular function: N-sulfoglucosamine sulfohydrolase activity. The transcript has 7 exons. The record is from RefSeq and is a predicted model, not a curated record. Bases 7 to 1578 code for a protein of 523 amino acids.
CAUAACAUGGUUUUGUUGUUGUACCGUCGCUUGUUUGUUGUUAUCAUUCUGACGUGCAAUUGUUUCGUGGCACGUCAAGUUUAUAGCAACGAAACCGAACCAAACAAACAUCGGAACGUACUCUUUUUACUCGCUGACGAUGGUGGCUUUGAAAUGGGUGCAUAUCGGAAUAGGAUGUGUCAAACACCGAAUCUCGAUGCAUUGGCCAAAAGAAGUUUAAUAUUCAAUAAUGCUUUCGCAUCGGUUAGUAGCUGUUCACCCAGUCGGGCCUCGAUUUUGACCGGGAUGCCAAGCCAUCAAAAUGGGAUGUAUGGUCUGCAUCAAGGCGUUCAUCACUUCAAUGCUUUCGAUUCGGUAAAAAGUUUGCCGACUAUUUUGCGUGAGAAUAACAUCAGAACCGGUUUGAUUGGUAAAAAGCAUGUUGGACCGUCGAGUGUCUUUAAUUUUGACUACGAACGCACUGAAGAAACCUAUCCAAUCAAUCAAGUCGGCCGAAAUAUCACCAAAAUCAAGCUCUUUGUUCGAGACUUUCUGGCACAAAAUGGAUCAAAUCCAUUCUUCUUGAUGGUAUCGUUUCAUGAUCCACACCGUUGCGGCCACAUCACACCACAAUAUGGCAGUUUCUGUGAGCGAUUUGGUUCGGGUGAAAUUGGAAUGGGUUUAAUUCCAGACUGGCACCCAAUAUACUAUCAAUGGGAUGAGCUCGAUAUUCCUUAUUAUGUCCCAGAUACAGAGCCAGCCCGUAGAGACAUUGCCGCUCAAUACACAACAAUUUCCCGUCUGGAUCAAGGCGUCGGUUUGGUAAUAAAAGAAUUGGAGGCAGCCGGUCACUUAGACGAUACAUUAAUCAUUUACACUUCUGACAAUGGGCCACCACUACCAGCCGCUCGUACAAAUCUCUAUGAUCCUGGUGUUCGUGAACCCAUGUUCAUAUCAUCACCUAAAGAAAUACAACGACGUAAUAAAGUUACAUACUUCAUGACAAGCCAUUUGGAUAUUUUACCCACAGUUAUCGAUUGGUUCCAAAUUAAACCCACGUACGAUGUCGAUUUAGAAAGUAAUUCGAUAGAAAAAUCUGUCCUGACCGGUAAAAGUUUGCUACCGCUGCUCGUUCAAGAGCCGGAUGAUGAUCCAGAAGCAGCCAUUUUUGCCAGUCAAAGCUAUCACGAGGUCACCAUGAAUUAUCCAAUGCGCUCGAUUCGAACCAAACGAUAUAAACUCAUUCAUAAUUUAAAUUUUCGAUCGCCAUUCCCCAUUGAUCAAGACUUUUAUGUCUCACGCACAUUCCAGGACAUUUUAAAUCGGACAAUCAACAAACAGCCGUUGCCCUGGUACAAAACGCUCAGUCAGUAUUACAAUCGUGCCGAAUGGGAAUUGUAUGAUCUCAAAGCGGAUGGUGAUGAAUUGAUGAAUAUUGCUGAAAAACCAUCGAUGAAAGAGGUUCGAGCCAAUUUGGAAGAGCGUUUGAAUAAAUGGCUUGGAGAUACGGAAGAUCCAUGGCGAUGUGCCCCACAUGCAGUGCUUCAAGAUGUUGGCGAAUUUAAGGACAAUCCUCAAUGCAUGACUUUGGGCGUUUGAAUAUACUCAUCAUAUUAUAUAUUUCUUUAUAUUUUUAGUUUUUUUUCUCGAUCAUCUUUUCGUCACAACAAUUUGGUUGGUAAUGAACCAAAAUUAUCUCGUAAGAAUUUCUAUACACAAAAAAAUAUACUCAAACACUUUUAUUAAAAUGAAAUGCAAUCUUUUUAACGUA